CUUGGUUGUUCAGGCCGCUAGUAAUACAAAUUGGAGUCUAUUUGUGUUAAUUAUAAAAAGGUGAUGCUGAUUUUACUCAUAGUUAUGCUCCUUGGAAUCGCCCAGGCGCAGAUUGACCCACAAAAGAAAGAAGAUAUAGACACAUUCGUGGAAGAGAUCAUUCAAUGCAGAGGAAAAGUUGGGAUGAAUCUUGCGAUUGUGCAGGAUGGUACACCUUUGUAUACAACUGGGUAUGGCUACGCGGACCUGGAGAACGAAGUACCUGACGAUGGGGCUACUAUACAUGCAAUAUAUUCUAUCUCCAAGUCAUUUGCUGUGACAUUGUUUGCAACUGUGAUAGAAGAAACGGAAAUAUCAUGGGAAUCGUUGAUCGCAGAUCUGUUACCGAACUUCCGGUUUCCAGAUGAAGAACGGAACAAAGGGUUAAAGUUGAAAGACCUGCUCGGCCACGUAACUGGAAUUCCUGAGGGCUUAAAUGCCCCUUAUGAUUCGAAAGCACAAUUCUUAGACGUGGUACAGUGUCAAGAUCCAGUGAUGGGGAUGCGAGAGAGUUUUUGUUAUGUUGACAAAAAUUAUUACAUUGCUGGAGCGAUCCUUGAACAUCUGACGAACCAAACCUUUUCCCAGUUGAUGCAAGAUCGAAUAUUAACCCCAUUGCAGAUGAACUCGACACUACCCUCCCUCGCACAACGGUUCAACGAGUCCAUAGGCAAAUGGGCUUAUGGUUAUCGUUUAACAAACGGGGAGCUUGUGAGUUUCAGAACACCUGGAAAGAAAGGUGAAAUCACAGAAACGUUAGAAGCGGCAGCAAUGGGGGUACUGACUACAGCAGAAGACAUGGCGAAGUACACGACGUUUCACCUUGGGGCGUAUAGAAAUGACGGAUCCUUCAAUCCAGUUGUGGACCCUGAGAUAUUGAGAAAAAUGUACCACCCAAACCAAGCCAUAAAUUUUUUCACAUCGUUCCUUGAGAUUGAUGGCCUAGAUGAUAUUGAUGAAACGUGGAGAGUCUAUGACUAUGGGAUGGGAUUUUGGAGUGGGAAUUUUAGAGAGAGUGACUUCAUACAACAUGGCGGCAUUGGUUACCAUGAUAGUUUGUUAACAAUGUUCAAACAAUGGAAUCUAGGCAUCUACACUUCGAUGAAUGGACCUAAUGGAAUCGAUGCACACGCAACAAUUACAUUGAUUCACUUUUACAUCGCUGACGUCCUCCGUGGGAACACCCCCGUCUAUGAUAUCAGUUACGCUUGCGAUUUCACACUUCCCGAAAAACAUGGCACAUUUUGUGGACCUUUUAACAUACAUCCAGAUCAUCGUAUCAAUAAGACCAGAACUCCAACCUUCUCAAUUGAGUCCUACACUGGGUUAUAUGAAGACCGAAGUGCCAAGUUCAAAAUAAAAGUUGAUCCGAAUACCGCUACCUUGGUGAUGGCAAAAGGUUGCGAAGAAUACCAUCUCUACCCCAGUGGUGCGCCUCAUGCGUUUGUGGCCCAAUCCACAGGGGAGUGUUUUGGAUGUACAAAGCGAAUUGUUUUCAACGUUUCUCAUGAAGCUCGAUUAAUCGUUGAUUUUUCAAGUGUAAACAUAGAUGGAGAUGAUUUCCGCAAUGCCAAAACGAGACGAACCUUCGGGCGUCGGCCAGACGUAUGAGAUACCAUUAGCAAAUGAAGUCCAUCACUCGGAUGUGUGUUUUUCAUUGAUAACUCUAGUUAUUCUACAAGCUUAAUAAUCAUUAUUAUGAUAUCGGCCCAGUGUAAAAGUGAGCUUUGUCUGUUUUUAAUGUCCCCUUACAUUCCCAUACUGUUCUAAUUCGGCUUAUUAGUCAUACGUACACAGUUGUGGUCAGGUAGAUACCCGGGGGUAGAUACUA
Owenia fusiformis is the source of this 1870-nucleotide messenger RNA. NCBI's taxonomy places the organism in Eukaryota, Metazoa, Annelida, Polychaeta, Sabellida, Oweniidae. The record is from the annotation of a GenBank genome assembly.